Vombatus ursinus (common wombat) is the source of this 3812-nucleotide messenger RNA. It is a transcript of the gene NLGN3, whose product is annotated as neuroligin 3. NCBI's taxonomy places the organism in Eukaryota, Metazoa, Chordata, Mammalia, Diprotodontia, Vombatidae. The coding region runs from base 267 to 2816 and encodes 849 amino acids. The transcript is spliced from 8 exons. Gene Ontology annotation, molecular function: signaling receptor activity; neurexin family protein binding. Gene Ontology annotation, cellular component: postsynaptic specialization membrane; cell surface; synapse. The record is from RefSeq and is a predicted model, not a curated record. Gene Ontology annotation, biological process: synaptic vesicle endocytosis; neuron cell-cell adhesion; postsynaptic membrane assembly.
CAGCGGCUCCGCUUCCACGACAGCGAUCGCCAUGGCCGCUCCGCGUGCUGCCCUGCCCGGGCCAGAGGCUCAUCGAGCCCUUAGGGUCUCCCCUCUCUGAAGCAACAGAUGCUGAGGACCUGCCUGCUUGGUUGCUGGUACCCACGAGUGUGGCCCUCAGGGGCUUAGCUCUGAGCUUCAAGUCAGCUCAGCUAUGAGGGGGUUGCCUAGUGGGCCAGUACCGUGACCCCGGAGUCUGCCUUUCCGCCAGUCCCCCUGCCCAGAACAUGUGGCUACGCCUUUGUCCACUCUUGCUGCCCCUGAGCCCCGAGCCCACAGCUGGCCGGAGCCUGUGCCUUGCUCUCUGGAUCCUCAGCUUGGCGCUGAGGGCCAGUGCCCAGGCCCCAGCACCCACAGUUAAUACCCACUUUGGGAAGCUGAGGGGUUCCCGGGUGCCCCUGCCCAGUGAGAUCCUGGGACCUGUUGACCAGUACCUGGGGGUGCCCUAUGCAGCACCCCCAGUCGGUGAGAAGCGCUUUCUGCCCCCUGAACCACCCCCAUCUUGGUCAGGCAUCCGGAAUGCCACGCACUUUCCCCCGGUGUGCCCUCAGAACAUUCACACAGCUGUGCCUGAGGUUAUGUUGCCUGUAUGGUUUACUGCCAAUCUCGACAUUGUGGCCACUUACAUCCAGGAGCCCAACGAGGAUUGCCUGUAUCUGAACGUCUAUGUGCCCACAGAGGAUGUAAAGCGGAUUUCCAAGGAAUGCGCCCGAAAACCCAACAAGAAAAUUUGUAGGAAAGGAGGAUCCGGUGCUAAGAAACAGGGCGAGGACUUAGCGGAUAAUGAAGGGGACGAAGACGAAGACAUCCGGGACAGUGGAGCCAAGCCAGUCAUGGUCUACAUCCAUGGGGGCUCCUACAUGGAGGGUACGGGCAACAUGAUCGAUGGCAGCGUCCUCGCCAGCUAUGGCAAUGUGAUCGUCAUCACCCUCAACUACCGGGUUGGGGUGCUAGGUUUCCUGAGCACUGGGGACCAGGCCGCCAAGGGAAACUAUGGUCUGCUGGACCAGAUUCAGGCCCUGCGUUGGGUGAGCGAGAACAUUGCCUUCUUUGGUGGAGAUCCUCGUCGCAUCACGGUCUUUGGCUCUGGCAUUGGGGCCUCCUGUGUCAGCCUCCUCACGCUGUCCCAUCACUCUGAGGGGCUGUUCCAGAGGGCCAUCAUCCAGAGUGGCUCAGCCCUGUCCAGUUGGGCAGUGAACUACCAGCCAGUUAAGUACACGAGCUUGCUGGCGGACAAGGUGGGGUGCAAUGUGCUGGACACCGUGGACAUGGUGGAUUGCCUGCGUCAGAAGAGUGCCAAAGAGUUGGUGGAACAGGACAUCCAGCCAGCUCGUUACCAUGUGGCCUUUGGUCCUGUGAUCGAUGGGGAUGUGAUCCCCGAUGACCCCGAGAUCCUCAUGGAGCAGGGCGAGUUCCUCAACUAUGACAUCAUGCUUGGUGUCAACCAGGGGGAGGGACUCAAGUUUGUGGAGGCCGUGGUGGACCCGGAGGAUGGAGUUUCAGGUACUGACUUUGACUACUCAGUCUCCAACUUUGUGGACAACCUGUAUGGCUAUCCAGAGGGCAAGGACACCCUUCGGGAGACCAUCAAAUUCAUGUACACAGACUGGGCAGACCGGGACAACCCUGAGACCCGCCGCAAAACUCUGGUGGCCCUUUUCACUGACCACCAAUGGGUAGAGCCCUCCGUGGUGACGGCUGACCUACAUGCCCGCUAUGGCUCACCCACCUAUUUCUACGCCUUCUACCACCACUGCCAGAGCCUCAUGAAGCCAGCUUGGUCUGACGCAGCCCAUGGGGAUGAGGUGCCCUAUGUCUUUGGCAUCCCCAUGGUGGGCCCCACUGACCUCUUCCCCUGCAACUUCUCCAAGAAUGACGUCAUGCUCAGUGCUGUUGUCAUGACCUACUGGACCAACUUUGCCAAGACCGGGGAUCCCAACAAGCCCGUCCCCCAGGACACCAAAUUCAUCCACACCAAGGCCAACCGCUUCGAGGAGGUGGCUUGGUCCAAGUAUAACCCCCGGGACCAGCUGUACCUUCACAUCGGGCUGAAACCUCGGGUCCGUGACCACUACCGGGCCACCAAGGUGGCCUUCUGGAAGCACCUGGUGCCCCACCUGUACAACCUGCACGACAUGUUCCACUACACGUCCACCACCACCAAAGUGCCGCCCCCGGACACCACCCACAGCUCCCACAUCACCCGCCGCCCCAAUGGCAAGGCCUGGAGCACCAAGCGGCCAGCCAUUUCUCCAGCCUACAGCAAUGAGAAUGCCCAGGGCACCUGGAAUGGGGACCAGGAUGCCGGGCCCCUUCUAGUGGAGAACCCUCGAGACUACUCCACGGAGCUGAGCGUCACCAUUGCUGUUGGGGCCUCCCUCCUGUUUCUCAACGUGCUAGCCUUUGCUGCCCUCUACUACCGCAAGGACAAGAGGCGGCAGGAGCCCCUGCGGCAGCCCAGUCCCCAGCGGGGUCCCGGGGGUCCCGGGGAGAUGGGAGCAGCCCCUGAGGAGGAGCUGGCAGCCCUCCAACUGGGUCCCUCGCAUCAUGAGUGUGAAGGCCCCCCCGCCCACGACCCACUCCGCCUCAGUGCCCUCCCUGACUAUACCCUGACGCUGCGACGUUCCCCCGAUGACAUCCCCCUUAUGACCCCUAAUACCAUCACCAUGAUCCCCAACUCCCUGGUGGGGCUGCAGACGCUGCACCCCUAUAACACCUUUGCUUCUGGCUUCAACAGUACUGGGUUGCCCCACUCACAUUCCACCACACGGGUAUAGCUCUUACCUAGAGCCUUUGCCCUGCCCAGCCCUGCUUUCUCCUCCCCCCAGCCCCCAUCUGUGCACACCCAUACACCCAACCCCACAGAUACACGCACAGAUCAGAUCCCCGUGCACAAGCGCAGACACCCCCAUGUACAAACGCAUACCCAGAAUGAAACAUGAAUGGAUUCUUCAAAGAAGAAAGCCCCCAGCAGUCCCGGGGGAGGCAGCACCCCCCUGGAGGCAGCAGGCACCUCUCUCUGGUGCUGGCCAGUCCUUGGCCCCGCCCUUCCCCUCCCACCCACCCCAAGCCAACCCCAGACUUGGGAUCCCUGCCCCUCGCACUGGGGCUCUUCUGAAGCUUGGGUUUGGCUUGGUCUUUUUUUUUUUUAAUUUUUGAAUAAGUGCUUUCUUCUCCCCAGGAAAGGCAGAGAGGGGAAGGAAAGGCCCCUUCCCUCCAAUCCCCCAUUGCUCACAUAGCCAGAGACCAGGGAGCAGGGCCCUUUAGGCAGAACAUGACCCAAGGAAGGACAUGGGCUGGAAAGAGGAAGGGGACGGGGAUGCAAGGUGCCUGGCAUGGUUCAGGUCAGUCCUCACCUAGGCCUGCUCAGGGGCCUUUGGGAGGGGAUUGCUUUGGAGCAGGGCCAGCUUUGGCCCUGGUACCAGGCCCUGGGAGUCUACACUGAGGGCCUGAACCACUCGCCUGCCUGCCCACCCGCCUGCCGCGGGCCACCCAAGUACACCCUCGAGUGCUGCCCUUCCCCACCCUUGGCCUACUGCUGUUAGGAGCUUGCCGCCUUUUUCUUUUCAGAGUCUCUUUUGUGUCAUUUCUCUUUCAAAAGGACUUUUUAAAAAAAAAAAAGAAAAAGAAAAAAAAGAAAUUAGUUCUUAAAACACUAAUGGAAACCCCUGGAGUUUGUUCUUUCUACAGAUUUUAAACACGGUGUCUUGAUAUAAAAAUAAAAACUCCGGUUAGCGCUCCCAACCUGUGUCCCUCGUACAGGCCCUGCUGCA